Eufriesea mexicana is the source of this 3349-nucleotide messenger RNA. RefSeq lists its product as uncharacterized. NCBI's taxonomy places the organism in Eukaryota, Metazoa, Arthropoda, Insecta, Hymenoptera, Apidae. The record is from RefSeq and is a predicted model, not a curated record. Gene Ontology annotation, biological process: regulation of gene expression. Gene Ontology annotation, cellular component: nucleus. Gene Ontology annotation, molecular function: protein binding.
UUGGAACACGUGGUGAUUCUUCAAACUGUUGCAAAUCGUCCGAAAGCUAUUGGAAGUAGUGUGCUAUCGCAAUUAAAUUGGAGCAUGAUGGGAGAAGUGAUCCGGGUUUCUGGGAGGGCACCGGAUGUCGGAGAGUUCCUCAAGGAGGCGAUGCUGUCCCAAAGGUUCGCAGACGUGGCUCUCUGUUGUCCUGAUGGGCAACGAUUCCUGGCACAUCGUUUGGUUCUCUCAGCUGCCAGCCCUUACUUACAGGAAGUGUUACUGGCUCACAGCAGAACGUCAACGCAUUGCGAGCCCAUCACAGUGAUCCUGGCCGAGGUGGAGGCACCAGAAUUGGCAGCGAUCCUCGGUUUCGUGUACACAGGAAGCGCCACGGUGCCUCGUCCUCGUCUAAAUGCGUUUCUGCACGCGGCCGAGGCCCUCCACAUCAGACUUCCGCCGGUGCCGGUCGUGAUGACUUGCACGCAGGCUGACUGCAAGCAGGAAGACAUCAAGGACGUGAAGAUCAGCCCGAAGUACCUUCAGUGCGAUCAGUAUCCGUGCUGCGACCGCUGGUACCGUUCACGUAGGAAUCAAGAUGGAGAUUCCGCGGGUAAAGAGGAACCCUAUCCGGCGAUCGAGUCCUUGGAAACCGCAAGAGAAAUCAGACCGCUUCCUGAAUCGAUGAACUUUGCCGGAUCGCGAUACGGGCCAAGUAGAUAUUGCUCUACAACCUGGCCCGUUCCUCCUUUCGCGAACGCCGCUCAAGAAAAGACUGUUCACGAUGUAGAUCAACGUUUGGAUAAGGACAGGAUGAGUCAGACAGACGUCAGAAGGUAUCAUCCGAUCUCUGUGGUGCCGAGGAUCGAUAGGAUUAGCGAUGUUACGAGUGGACACUAGCAGGAAUUCUGCUUCUCUAGGAGCUCGUACGAUCUUCGCAGUAAACCGCUGGAUCCACUUGACGCGAGGAUGAAAGGUGAUCACGGUCGUUUCCAAGCCACGAACGAAGAAGAUGUUUUGGGGAAGGAUUUAUCCACGUAUGGUAGUUGUUUCGAGCACGAGAGGACUCCUGCGGAUCGUCUUAGUGUAAUUCGUUCUCGAAUCGGAACGUGUCAGGGCAAAACUGUGGCCCUGCCGUUGCCUGAUCGUACGAGAUCGUACGAAAAAUCGGAUUUCGGUGAAGAUCUGACUUGUCGUGAAAGCUGUUUCGUUUGGAAGUCGCCAAAGAGACACGUGGCUAAUAGAGUCAUAGCUUCACCGUGGAAACAGACCGUCAGGCCUUAUCAUUUGCCCAAGUUGCAGCCAAUGGUGUUUCAGCCCCACGUCGAUGACGUUAAAACCAGGGAGAAUCUACGUGUACCGGAAGUCACGCGACCACCAGCGAUUUCCACCAGUCCUAAUCGCCAAUUCUCCAAAAAUUCUGCGCCUGCGGAUCACUACUAUGGUGUCGAAGUUCCUAUCACUCACGAUGUUGCAUACAGUAACGGUAGCAAAUUAUUGGAAGCGAAUUCUACCUUGGGACCGAGGCCUCAGGAAUUUUAUCCGCCUCAAAUUCCAUCGUCAACCAUCACGCAGAUCACCCCUGCGGUUAAUAGCGAUGUCAGGAACAGCGAGACGAUGCUACAGUCUCAGAAUAAUGUAAUUUCUACCACAACCAGAUCUCUGUCGAGUGCCACGGAGGGUAGUCAGAUGAAUAUCAACAGGAAGGGUAGUUAUUUCGGACAAACGCUACCUCAGUCGCCGCAGAGGCCGGAAAUCUCCCAUCCUGUUAGCAGAUUGUGCGAUACGAUCGAGUCGACUGGUAAAACCGAUCGUUUCGCGAAUGUGGAAGCCGAGAAGCCCGAGAAAGAAACGAGGAUCGACGAUAAGUUCGCUGAAAGAGUCAUUAUCAACAGUGAUAACAACAAUAACGAUGCUAUAGUUAGUCAGGAUGCUGUUCAACGCGGCAAAGGAGCACAGGAGAAUCAUAGGUGCGAUCAGUGUGGCAAGACUUUCGUUACCAAAGCCUCCCUAAAGGUGCACGUCAGAACGCACUCGGGGGAGAAGCCAUUCCGUUGCACCGAUUGUGGCAAGCAAUUCUCCCAGUUACGAAAUUACAAGUACCACCGAAGCGUCCACGAGGGUACCAGAGAAUUCGCAGCCACCUGUCCAGAAUGCGGCAAAUACUUCAACGACCGCGGCUACCUGAGUUCCCAUAUGAAGAUCCAUCGCAACAGGAAGGAGUACGGCUGCGCGGAAUGCGGCAAAAGCUUUAAUCAGCGGGUCGCCUACAACAUGCACGUCAGAAUUCAUACAGGAGUGAAACCACAUCAGUGUGAACAGUGCGGGAAAGCAUUUUCCAGGAAGAUGUUGUUGAAGCAACAUCUCAGAACUCAUUCCGGGGAAAGACCCUAUCAGUGCCAGGUCUGUCAGAAAGCGUUCGCUGAUCGAUCGAACAUGACGUUACACACGAGAUUACAUUCCGGAUUAAAGCCUUAUCAAUGUACACUGUGUUCCAAGGCGUUCACGAAGAAACAUCAUCUAAAGACUCACCUUAAUUAUCACACGGGGACCAAGCCUUAUUCCUGUCCGAACUGUGGACUGAGAUUUUCACAGAGUAGCAAUAUGCGGACCCAUUUCAAGAAAUGUACAAUUAGUAAUCCGCCGGAAGCGAAGAGUUCCCGAUUAGAAGGUACUGUGAUAGAUUCCUCCAAGACUGUACAGGCCAGAGUAAUCUCUAGGACACCCACGGACACGUUGACACCGCCAAAUUCUGAUCAGGAAUUGAGCAUUCUAACCCCUAUAUCUAAAAGUAACGGAGUGGAAGGAAGUGCAACGUAGCAAUAAGUCUAGAGGACUACUUACGUGGGUCCACAUGACUAUAAAGUACUCGAAGAGGUAUCUCCGUGGUGGAUAGAUGGACAAAUAACAGGUACUCUCCGCCUCGAUGAAAUCAAUCUGCGUGACAAAUCGAAGACUCGAGGCACACGUGAUGUAACUAGCCACAUGAUGUGGCGGUUAUAAAUCAAGCUGAUAACGUGAAAUUUAUACAUUCUACGUGAUUGACAGCCGCACAGAAUCCGUAACAGGUUUUUAUGGCCGACGAAACGGUCUCAUUGUAGAGAGAUGCUUUUUGCCACGUUGGUUUCAAGAUAAGUGGCUAAAACGAUAAUGCACGACGAGGUAAUUCGAUAGAUAAAUCGAUCGAAUUGCUGUUGCCCGCAAAUGUAAUCGAACGGUAGAAAGUAUUGGAUUCGUUUGAAAGUAGCACUGUCAGUUGGUAAUCCGAGAGCUACCAUAACAGUACGAACAGUCGCCUUUUCCUAGAAAUCGUUGUUUUACGGUAGGACGUAUCGAUUCAGCCCGCAAAUUGUUACGUCAGUCCUGAAUC